AUGGAUAUUUCGUUCGUACAAAUUUUUUAUUUAUUUCCCGAGCUUAUAGUGAGUUACAGACAGAGUUUGAAAAUGUCAAAUCCUUGA
Linum tenue is the source of this 87-nucleotide messenger RNA. The record is from the annotation of a GenBank genome assembly. NCBI's taxonomy places the organism in Eukaryota, Viridiplantae, Streptophyta, Magnoliopsida, Malpighiales, Linaceae.